This is a messenger RNA of Colletotrichum spaethianum, 2007 nucleotides long. RefSeq lists its product as uncharacterized. Gene Ontology annotation, molecular function: zinc ion binding; DNA-binding transcription factor activity, RNA polymerase II-specific; transcription cis-regulatory region binding. Gene Ontology annotation, cellular component: nucleus. The coding region runs from base 1 to 2007 and encodes 668 amino acids. The transcript has 4 exons. NCBI's taxonomy places the organism in Eukaryota, Fungi, Ascomycota, Sordariomycetes, Glomerellales, Glomerellaceae. Gene Ontology annotation, biological process: regulation of DNA-templated transcription. The record is from RefSeq and is a predicted model, not a curated record.
AUGGAGGCUGUCAUCGAUGCCGAUACUCUCAGCGCCUGCGCAACCCCGCGGCAGAGAGUGACCAACGCCUGCGAGGCAUGUAGGGCGGCCAAGGUCAAGUGCCAGACCAGCGUGCAACCUGGAAUAUGUCGAAGGAACCAGGACGCUCCAAGACCUCCUCCACCACCGGGACCGUCCAAGACCUUCAGCAUCGACUUUGAGAUGCCUCAGUUGGAAGAGCCGGACGAUCUCGAGAAUCUUGUCGCACGACAUGACAAGUACCUUGAGGAAUUUCUACCUCCGUCCGAUAUGGAGUCCAUCGACAUAAUGCUCGGACUCGAGGACCCCGGUAGCGGACCCUACUCCGCCAUAUCGUCCCCACCAUCCUCAGGCUCAGGUCCGUCCGUCUCUUUAUCGAACCUUGGCCUCAAACCCCAGUUCAACCUUGACUCCGCCGAGAAACUGCUGCAGACUUUCCGUGUCAUGCUGAAGCACUUUCCCUGCGUGGCGCUUCCCCCGGACGCCACUGUCGAAUCUCUGUCCAAGACAAAGCCGUUUUUGCUUCUCGCCAUUCUCUCGACAGCGUCCGUCUCCAGUGCGUUACAGGGACACACACUCUACGAUGAAGAGUUUCGCAAGAUACUCGGCCUCAAAUUCGUGGCUGGCAGCGAGCGAACCCUGGAACUCCUCCAAGGCCUGCUCAUCUAUACGGCGUGGUACCCUUUUCACCUCCGUCCAAAGAGCAAACAGGUCUUUCAUUACGUCCGCAUGGCAGCUGAGAUCCUCCACGACCUCGAGCUCAACCACCCGCCCUAUCAAGCAGCGGGUGUGUCCACACCACUUGCGCCGGACCAGAUGGAAGGCAUCCGCGCCUACCUGUCUUGCUACUAUCUAGUUACAGCGCACGUGCUGCCCUCCCUGCAGUACUUCCGCAAAACGACUCUGACCUAUUCUAGGUUCGCGAUGGCAUGGGCCAGAAUGUCGCUGGUAUCACUCCCAUACACCUCGUGGACCGCUACUUGCUGCGACCUCCUCGAGCGCAGCUCCGCUCUCAAGGGGGACCACACCCUCGCGUGGCUCGCAAGGCUACUUCACAUCAAUGAGGAAGCGUCCGAGAUGACGAAGAAUGUCCCGGCGACGGAGCAGGCUCAGCAGCAGGCUCAUUUUAUGUUUCUUGGGCUCGAUAGCCAGCUGAGGGACUGGCAGAACCAAAUACCUAGCAGUCUAGGUGACAUCAACUCCAUCAAAAUUGCGAACCUUUUUACCGAAAUUUACCUCCUUGCUGGUCCCAUCUACCGGCUCACCUCCACAUCAAGAAUGGGAGAUCCCUCACUGGGCCCGCCCAUCCCCAUUCCACGCCUCGAGCGGUGCCUAUCGCUCCUACGUAGCUUCUUCGAUCUCUUCGUCAACCUCGACAAGACCAACUUCGUCGAGAUGAGCUCCAUCGACUGGGGCCGCUUCAUCCAGGUCACCAUCGUCGCCAUCCGCAUGUCCUUCCCACUGCCGCUAUGCCCUGAAUGGGAUCAUGCGCGGGCCCGCGAACAGCUGCAGUUCGAUUCGUACCUCGCCAAACUGUCUGCGAACCACGAGGAGUUGACGCCGUCUACAAAGAGCAUGGAUGUCUUCUCUGCGAGCAAGGUCGUGCUUGCGGUCGUCAAGCGCAAGUACGAGGGCCGCGUGGCGAACAUCAAUACGCCGGUGAACAAGCUGCCAAGGAGUAUCCGCGGGUGCCCGAUGUUUGAUGGGAGCCUAGAUUCUUAUUUUCCCAUAUGGGACCAAGACAUCAACCGGACUGGUGCGCACGGCUUGAUCUCGCCUAUGAUGAGUGGGACGCCGGCGGCGGUGGUGAACGGCCAGGCUACCUACACUGACCUGUGGGCUACAAUGACCAUGGGUUGGCCGGAGGGAUCAAAUGGAGGCCUAAAUCAGAGUCUCGAUCUGAACCAGGGGCAACAUCCGUCGAUGCACUUGGAUCCAUCGUUUCAAGGGACCGUGAAUAUGGGCCCGUCUCCUCCAGAUAGUGGAUGA